Planococcus citri (citrus mealybug) is the source of this 2105-nucleotide messenger RNA. RefSeq lists its product as uncharacterized. Gene Ontology annotation, biological process: spindle assembly; centrosome cycle. The transcript is spliced from 10 exons. The record is from RefSeq and is a predicted model, not a curated record. Gene Ontology annotation, cellular component: centrosome; mitotic spindle; HAUS complex. Lineage: Eukaryota; Metazoa; Arthropoda; Insecta; Hemiptera; Pseudococcidae. The coding region runs from base 144 to 1973 and encodes 609 amino acids.
AUCACAAUUUUUUAGCGGUAAUGAAUUUUGAAAACUUUGUCAGUUCAAUUAAAAGUGAAAUAAUGACGUUGUUUGCAGUGUUUUAGGUGAUAACUUUGAUAUUUUUGAGUAAUCUACAUCCAUGAUAACUUAACGUAGUCAGAAUGGCAGAAAUGAACUUCGUUGAUUUCCAAAUGAAAGUUCUUCGUGGCAUUGGCUACAAUAAUGUUUCCACCACGAACAGAGCAUAUCAGUGGAUAAAAAGUAAUAGUACCAUCGAUGGACCAUGUUUAAAUUACUUGAAAAAUUAUGUAACAGAAGACAACUUCAUCACCCAAAAAGAAAUGAACAUGUACAAAAAUAUAAUAAGCCAAGAUCUUAUACCGAUUAGUGAAGAAGAAAUUGAUAAAGCUCUGGAAGAAUUCUAUUUGGAAGAUGCUCCUAUGGCAGGUUUUAAUCAUAGCGAUACUUUCUACGUUGAAAAUGAACUAGAAAAAGCAGAAACUUAUUUGAAAGAAUUGGAAUUCUCGAAACGACUUCUGCAAAGACAGUAUAACAAAGUUCAAGACGAAAUCAAUGUUUUGAGGACGAAAAACAAAGAUAAAGAAACUAAUAUUGAGAAUGCAUCUGAACGUGCAAAAAAAAUUGAUCGUAUGUACGAAGAAACAUCGAAAAAACUUCAAAAUGAUUUGAACCAAAUUGGAAACACAUUCCAUAAAUUAACGGAUAAGAACGUUACUGAAGAAGAGCACAGUAUUUUCACCAUUAAUUUUGAAAUUUUCAAAAAAAUAAAUUGUACGUUCAGGGAUAGCAUUGACUUCAUACUAGAGAAGCAGUUUGGUAAAAUUCCAGUGCAUAUAACUGACUCAGAAAAUGAAACCGACCCGAGUACUUUGAAUAAAUUUUUAAACGAUGACUUGGGUGACUGGAAGAAAGCUGAAGAUUUGGUAUCAAUUGUUCUCAGUUUAGGAGACCAAACAUUUAAAAACUUGAUGAUUAAAUGUGAAGAAGCUGAACUUGGUCAAUUGACAGAAUUUCUACGUAAUUUAAAAUUUGAGAUCACCGCCAAAAAUAGUCUUUCUGGUGCCGGAAUCGCCUGUCUACAAGCUCAAAUUUCGAUUAAUGACGAAACGACAGAAGAAUACAAGAAGAAGUCUGAGCAAAUGCAGAACUCUUUGGAAAAGUUCCACAAAAAUAACCCUCUGCAUGAAAUAUUACUCAGUGAGAAGUUAAAAGUGGAACAGAAGUCAAAAAAUGACAAAAAAUGCGUUCGUAAAAUAUCCGAAUUGUGUUCUAAAUACGCUGAUCUAAUCACCGUUCAAGCUUGCUUAUUAGAAAACGAAAGAGAAAACGUUACUUUAGCUGUUGAUCUGUAUAAGCGAGGUAUCGAUGUUUUAGGAACGCAAGAACAAAAGCAUUUAAAAGCGAUGGAAAAUUUAGAAAAACUGAAAAAUCAACCGGAACUAGAACAAAAUACUAAUACAUUCUUGAAAUCAACUUUAAACUUAUUAAAUUUAGUCAGUUCUGAUCCAGCUCCUCAUAAAAUGGUUCAAAAAUAUCCGAAAGCGGUUUGCGGUGCCAAAAAGAAAAUUGUUUCGCUUGUUGAUGAAGAAUUUCGACGAAUUCAGUCAAUACACACUCUUAUUUUAGAACUAGAUGAAAUUGUUUUCAAUGGACCUGCUAAACAGCCAUUCCAUAUUGUAGAUUUAAUGGCAGAUAAAAGGAUCAUUGAGUUGCGAUAUGCAGAAUUCAGUAAAAUAUAUCGUGGCUUCAAAACUAAAUACAACGAAGAAAUGGAGAAAUUGAACAACGACGAAUAUUUGAAACUGGAAAAAUUGCUAUGGAUUAUGUUCCUAACGGAUCCUACGUCUUUACAAGAUAAUUUAGUAAAAUUAAGACAAAGAUCCGGCGCCAAUAAAAGUCUGAAUGUGAGAAAAGGUGAAAGUAUGUUCGUACUGAAAGAUAAUAAAGUCACCGGGACAUCUUUUUAUUGAAUACGAUUCACCAUAUCGCCAUCGGAAAACAAUCGUAAAGGUAUUUUCAGUACGAAUGAACUCUGUCGAAUUCUGUUUUCUUGAUGUGGAUGGGAUUUUGCAAAUCUAUCGAAAAUUUACUUCCCAUUCUGU